ACACAAUCCGCAGCCUCCGCACCGGCCGAAGGGACAGAAGGAGUCCCGACCAUGGCAGUGGGUGGCGCGGUGAAUGAAGGGCUGCUUGGGCUGUUUCUGGCAGGGAGCCUCCUUUAUACAUGUUGCCGAGGUCACCAGACAGGGACGGAGGGAGACUCCAAGGCAGAGGCCUGGUUGCGGUUAUAUGGAUACCUUCCACAGACAAGUCGACAGAUGUCCACACUUCGUUCAGCAGAAAUACUGUCCUCCGCCAUUUCUGAAAUGCAGAGAUUCUAUGGAAUCCCAAUGACUGGAGAACUGGAUCAGAACACCAGAGAGUAAGGUCCAUUGAGACCUCCUCUCCCUGGGACACGUCGCUGGUCUCAGGUCUUCUGAACAGAUGGAUGCAAAGGCCUCGUUGUGGGGUUCCAGAUCAAUUUGGGAAUCGGAUGAAAUCUAAUAUGAGGAGGAAACGUUAUGCACACACAGGACGCAAGUGGAACCAGAAGCAUCUUACAUUCAGCAUCCAGAACUACUCAGACAAGCUGGGCAUGCACAAUUCUGUGAACGCCAUUCGCCAAGCCUUUGCUGUGUGGUCAGGUGCAACACCAUUGACCUUCCAGGAAUUGUCAUAUGAGUCUGUGCGGCAACGACAUUCUAAUGCUGACAUCCUAGUCCUCUUUGCCUCUGGUUUCCAUGGAGAUAGCUCCCCCUUUGAUGGUCCUGGCGGUUUCUUGGCACAUGCCUAUUUUCCAGGUCCAGGAAUGGGAGGAGAUGUACAUUUUGACUCAGAUGAACCAUGGACUGUAGAAAACAUGGAACUCUCAGGGAAUCACUUGUUCCUGGUUGCUGUUCAUGAGCUUGGACACUCUCUAGGGCUUGAGCAUUCAAACAAUCCUACAGCCAUUAUGGCUCCAUUCUACCAGUGGAUGGACACUGAUAACUUCCAACUGCCUGAAGAUGACAGACGUGGGAUACAGCAGCUGUAUGGUGUUCAUGAGGAUCAGGCCCCUACCACCUUAUCGCCUAUCCCUACUCCAGGAAACCCUGACACACCUGAUAAGAGGCCUCCAAAACCUCCCCCGAGAGGUAAACCAGAGCAACCUGGCAAUGCCCCACCUCCUCGUAACCCUGUCACCCCUGAUCAGUAUGGCCCCAACAUCUGUGAGGGAAAUUUUGAUGCUGUCAGUGUCCUGCGAGGAGAAAUGUUUGUGUUCAAGGGAGCCUGGUUCUGGAGGGUACGACAUAACCGUGUCCUAGAUAACUACCCAAUGCCAAUAGGACACUUCUGGCGUGGUCUGCCAGCCAACAUUACUGCUGCCUACGAGAGACAUGAUGGAAAAUUUGUCUUCUUUAAAGGAGACAAAUAUUGGGUUUUUCGAGAGGCCAACCUGGAAUCUGGUUACCCACAAGCACUGACUACUUUUGGAUAUGGGAUUCCCUAUGACAGAGUUGAUACCGCCAUCUGGUGGGAACCUACAGGGCAUACAUACCUAUUUCGUGGAGACAUGUACUGGCGUUUCAAUGAAGAAUCUCGUUCUGCUGAUGCCAGUUACCCCAAACCCAUUACAGUCUGGGCUGGGAUCCCUGACACCCCGAAAGGUGCCUUUCUGAGCUCAGACACAUCAUACACCUACUUCUACAAGGGCACAAAGUACUGGAAGUUUGAUAAUCAGCGUCUGAAGACUGAACCUGGAUACCCCAAAUCUAUCCUGCGAGAUUUCAUGGGCUGCCAGGAAGAGAUCUUGAAGGAUCCAGACACUGCUCCCCGGUGGCCAGAUGUAGAACACCCGCCCUUUAAUCCUGAUGUAAAACCAGAUGAUAAGGACCACAAAGACCCAAAUAGAGGAACAGACACUGAUGGGCGGGUGGACCCAGAUACUGGGCGUGAUGUUGACAUUGUGGUCCAUAUUGAUGAGUACACUCGUGCGGUCAGUGUUGCCAUGGUAAUAGUGCCACUUCUCCUCCUCCUGUGCAUCUUGGGAUUGAUAUACGUCAUAGUUCAAAUGCACAGAAAAGGACCACCCAAAGCCUUACGAUAUUGCAAACGCUCCUUACAGGAGUGGGUCUGAUUUCUUUCCUCAACAUUUCAUUUGUUCCCACUUAAUUUUAUUUAAUUUUUUUACUCACUACCUUUUUUUGUGGUGCUAGCCAGAGGGUGCCAGAAUGUUUUGUGUGUCCUGUCCCCCCAUCCUUCAUUCCACUUUUUGUUUUGGAUCAAGGGUAAAAUAAGGAAUACACUACAUUUACUGUGCUUUACAAGGCACUUCUGGAUUACUGAUAAUUUAAUUAAUUUCUGUGGUACACUUUUGUAGUUCAGAGGACAUGUUCCACAUAAUGUAUGAAGGAAGGUAACUCCACAUGGAGAGUUUUUACUAGGGUUAGGAUCUUUAACCAUGAGUAACCACUAUGGACGUUCUGUAUUAUGCAAGUUAUGCACUAUAUAUGGGAAAUACACAAAUAAUGUGGAAUAUAUAUGUUCCUCUUGGCAUUACACUGUCACUUCAACAUCCUGUAGUCAAUAAAUUCAGGGGUAUAUUUACUGUGGUCAUUCUUGUGAUAGUCUACAAACAAAUAGUGCUAUGCAGUGGCAUAACAAGGCACGUUUUGUACUUGGAUGCCUUUGGUAGAUUUAAUUCAUUUGUGGCCCAAGCACUGUGCGAAUACAGCUGAAUGUUUCUUUAACAAAGAGAAUGUUAAAUAUUUAUGCUAUGCAUUUUGCACUGGAGACAUUGCAGGGUAGGAGCAGAUAAAAAAAAAAAUGAAGAUGACGUGUACAGAAAGGCAUGGACAAGUUAAUGUGAUACAUUGAUUACCUGUAUUCAGGCUGCUAUAAUGAGAAUGGAAACCAAGGACAACAGUAUUGAGGUAUCUCAGUAAGUAUGGCAUGAGUAGGAGAUCGUCAAUGCAUUGACUGGAAUGAUGAUGCUUCAGGUGAGUCAUCAGUAAAAAGGCCAGACCAGGGCUGUUCCCUUCUGCAAGAUAGGAUUCUUCUUCCUGUAAACUCUCUGUAUUCAAGAGGGAAAAACUAAUUCUGUCACUUAAGAGGGCUGUGCCCUGUUGGAAGAUCUGACUCUCUGUACGAUAUAAGUUCACGUGAAUGUUUUAAGUAAUUUGUUUUUAUUAAAGAUUUUUUUUAACAGUA
Molecule: messenger RNA, 3124 nt
Organism: Bombina bombina (fire-bellied toad)
Lineage: Eukaryota; Metazoa; Chordata; Amphibia; Anura; Bombinatoridae
Gene: MMP15
Product: matrix metallopeptidase 15
Exons: 10
Coding region: 384-2051 (555 amino acids)
Biological process (GO): proteolysis; collagen catabolic process; extracellular matrix organization
Cellular component (GO): extracellular matrix
Molecular function (GO): metalloendopeptidase activity; zinc ion binding
Source: RefSeq, a predicted model, not a curated record